UGCCCACCCCCAGCAGAAUUCUUUGCUUAAGAGGAGGCAGAUUUUCACCUACUGAAUAAGACUCUGGACUCGCAUUGAUGCUUCUCGGUGUUGUCUUGUGUACUCUCCUGUGCCGGAGUGAAUUUUAUGCCCGGACUGCCUGGUGACAGAACAUCGCAGUUGUACCGGUUUGGGAGCAAAAUAUGGAAUGUGUUUCACUGCUGACCGAAGGCAGCCAAAUGAACAGUAUUUAUAGUAGUUUGAAAAUCAGCAGUUAGCAGUUUCUUCACAUUCUAACACUACCCAGCACUUUCCAGAGAGAACUCAUUGUUUACAAGAAAUCUGCUUUCCAAAUCCGUUGCGGUGCCCUCCAGCCUUGACUAUUAACUAUUUGCAAAGGGGAAGCUAAUCUACGGUUUGGGGAAAGAUGGCAAUGGAUGAGUACCUGUGGAUGGUCAUUGUGGGGUUUAUCAUUGCUUUUAUUUUAGCUUUUUCGGUUGGUGCAAAUGAUGUUGCAAAUUCUUUCGGCACGGCUGUGGGCUCUGGUGUUGUUACUUUACGCCAGGCUUGCAUUUUGGCUUCAGUUUUUGAAACCACUGGCUCAGUAUUACUGGGAGCAAAAGUAGGAGAAACAAUUCGGAAAGGUAUCAUUGAUGUUAACCUGUACAACGAGUCUGUCCCACUGCUGAUGGCAGGAGAAGUGAGUGCAAUGGUUGGUUCUGCUGUUUGGCAGCUAAUUGCAUCAUUCUUGAAACUCCCAAUAUCAGGGACCCAUUGCAUUGUAGGUGCUACGAUUGGAUUUUCUCUGGUGGCAAUUGGCACGCAGGGUGUCCAGUGGAUGCAGCUUGUCAAGAUUGUUGCCUCUUGGUUUAUUUCCCCCCUGUUAUCUGGCUUAAUGUCUGGAGUCCUCUUUGUGCUGAUUAGAUUCUUCAUUUUAAACAAGGAAGACCCUGUGCCCAACGGUCUCCGUGCACUUCCAGUGUUUUAUGCUGCUACCAUAGCUAUUAACGUGUUUUCCAUCAUGUACACAGGGGCACCAGUACUGGGACUGAUACUGCCAAUGUGGGCCAUUGCUCUAAUAUCAAUUGGCGUGUCCUUAGUAUUUGCUGUCUUAGUCUGGAUUUUUGUGUGUCCCUGGAUGAAGAGAAAAAUAGAAAGCCGGUUAAAGAAAGAUGCUGCACUGUCAAGGAUAUCAGAUGAAAGUCUUGAUAAAAUUCAGGAUGAAGAAACACCAGUCUUUAAAGAGCUUCCUGGUGCCAAAGCAUCUGAUGAGAGCACGAUUCCCCUUACUGGCUCAGUAACAGAAGCUGCUGGGGCAUCAGAUACUAUUGCAAAUGGAAACCAUCCACGUGUACCAUAUGGAAGGGCAUUUUCGGUGACGCACACCUCAGUGAAAUCACCUGUUUCCAAUGGCACCUUCAGCUUCGAUGGCCACGUGAGGAGCGAUGGCCACGUUUAUCACACUGUGCACAAGGACUCAGGUUUAUACAAAGACUUGCUCCACAAAAUACACCUUGACAGGGCCAAUGACGAAAGGCCCACUCCAGAAAAUAACUACAAACUGUUACGACGCAACAACAGUUAUACUUGUUACACUGCUGCUAUUUGUGGCAUGCCCGUGCAUUCCUCCUUUAAGGCAGCAGAUACGUCAACUCCAGAGGACAGUGAAAAGUUAGUGGGAGACACUGUUUCCUACUCCAAGAAGCGAGUCCGCUACGACAGCUACUCCAGCUAUUGCAACGCAGUGGCUGAGGCAGAGAUCGAGGCGGAGGAAGGUGGGGUGGAAAUGAAGUUGGCCUCUGAACUUGCAGAACCUAACCGGCCCCCGGUUGAUCCUGUGGAAGAGGAUAAGGAAGAGAAAGACACGUCUCAGGUCCAUCUACUUUUCCACUUCCUCCAGAUCUUAACAGCCUGCUUUGGAUCCUUUGCCCAUGGAGGUAAUGAUGUCAGCAAUGCAAUCGGUCCCCUCGUCGCGCUCUGGCUUAUCUACGAGCAAGGUGGCGUAAUGCAAGAAGCGUCGACUCCUGUCUGGCUGCUGUUUUAUGGAGGUGUUGGGAUCUGUGUGGGUCUCUGGGUCUGGGGUAGAAGAGUUAUCCAGACCAUGGGUAAAGACCUCACUCCAAUCACACCAUCAAGUGGAUUUUGCAUUGAAGUAAUGUGUGCGCUAACGGUACUUGUAGCCUCAAAUGUGGGUAUUCCAAUAAGCUCCACCCAUUGCAAGGUUGGCUCCGUGGUGGCCGUUGGCUGGAUCCGCUCCAAGAAAGCUGUUGACUGGCGCCUUUUCCGCAACAUCUUCCUGGCGUGGUUUGUGACUGUGCCAGUGGCUGGCUUGUUCAGUGCUGGGGUUAUGGCGCUGCUGAGGUAUGGGAUCUUGCCUUACAUCUGAAGAGCUUCCUCUGCUGGGAAAAGGGGAAAUGGCCAAGCUACUACCGAGGGGAGAAGCGUUCCCGUGAAAGAAGCAGUCGGAGAGGAUCCAUCUUCCAUAUCUAACUUCUUAUCUACUGUACAUAACAAUGUGUCAUAUUGGUGACAUGGUGAUGUGGUGCCAUUUCUUAUAUAUUACAGAAAUAUAUAUGCAUAUAGUAGGUAACAAUACCUAAGUUAUAUUAUCAGUGGGGUGAAAAUAAUUACCUAGAAUUUAAUAUUUAGUAAAAUUUGUACAUAGUGUAUCAUUUUGGUGGCUAUUUUUUAAUCUUUUGAAGAAGAGUAUGGAUUAGGAAAUGUUUCUUGUCCAUUUGAUAUAAGAAGCGAGGUACAGGACUGCAUAACACAUGAAUUUUUUAAAGCUAUUAAGAUACUGGAACAAAAUAAAAUGUGCAGAAGUGCUUUUCAUAAAAUAACUUUGUUCAUAUCACAUUGAUCUUUGUGUAUCAUAGCGUGGUGGUUAUGGCUGUGUAAAUACUUACAACAGUAACUUUUAAAUGGUGCAUUUCCCUUAUAUAUUUUGGAUAAGAAAGUUUAGGAAGUACCAAAGAAGCAGGGGAAUAGCUUGCCAAUAUUAUGUUGUUGUCUACACGUGUGAGCGUGUGUUGUGUUUCCCAACCUCUAAUUCAGCAUUUUCACCAAGCUCCAGCCAAUGAGGCUGGGAUAGUACUGUUCAUGUCUUAAUGUAACUUUAAAAAAAAAGAAGCGCACACAAAAAAGUUAGCUCUUGUGACUUAGUAGGCAGACCAUGGUUCUCCACAUUAGCUGAUAGUAGACUGACUUCAUUUUGUGGGUUGAUACUUCAGUAUCUCACUGCUCACCUUCUACCUUCUCCCUUCAAGUCACAGCUCCGAGUUGCCCUCCUAUCAAUUCCUGUGGGAGAACAGAUCAUCAGUCUCCCCUUUUCCUGUCCAUCCAGCCACAAGCACACACUCUCAGGUACAGGAGUGGGACCGUGGCAUGCACGGCACCCCCGCGUACAGAAGCGAAGGGCAGCAGCUGUUAGGAAACGGGCCUAGCCCUGGUUUUGUGGUUGAAGGUAAUGGGCGCCCAUGGGAGUGCUGAUCCAUGCAGGGGAUAGCGUGAGAAACAACGGAGAGGAUGUGAGCAGAUACUGCCUCCCCCAUGGCAAGUCCCAUCCGAUGCCACAGCCAGCCAACCUCUUGCUGUGCUGCCAAUAGCAAGGAGGGGAUGGGAGCCUGGCCCUGCAUGGAUGGAGGUUGUAUGGUAACCAGCAUUUGGGAUGAGAUUUUUUUCAAGGCAGCUCAGGGGAAAAUGUCUAGCUGCAUCCCCUGCGUGCCUUUGGAAAGCACAUUUGAGUGAAGGUUACUGUUUUGUGGGUGGGAGGCAAAGGGCAAAGGGUGCCCGGAGGAGGCUGGGAAUCUAUUACUGUUUAAAUGCUGCUAAAAUUUUGAUAAAAUGUUCUUGGUACUCCAUUGUGACUUUUCCAUUGGUCAUUCAUACUAAAUUUAUAAUAAAAAGAUAAACAGCCCCUAUAA
Pseudopipra pipra is the source of this 3902-nucleotide messenger RNA. RefSeq names its product solute carrier family 20 member 2 (gene SLC20A2). Gene Ontology annotation, cellular component: membrane. Gene Ontology annotation, molecular function: phosphate transmembrane transporter activity. Gene Ontology annotation, biological process: phosphate ion transmembrane transport. The record is from RefSeq and is a predicted model, not a curated record. Bases 407 to 2365 code for a protein of 652 amino acids. The transcript is spliced from 11 exons. Lineage: Eukaryota; Metazoa; Chordata; Aves; Passeriformes; Pipridae.